Messenger RNA from Arachis ipaensis, 657 nucleotides. RefSeq lists its product as uncharacterized. Lineage: Eukaryota; Viridiplantae; Streptophyta; Magnoliopsida; Fabales; Fabaceae. Gene Ontology annotation, cellular component: replication fork. Gene Ontology annotation, biological process: DNA replication. The record is from RefSeq and is a predicted model, not a curated record.
AUGAAGCUUCUAAUGUCUUCUUCGGAUCAACAUGAUGGUGAAAUGAAGAGAUUUGCUAAUUGUAUACUUGAUGUUGAAAAUAAAAAUAUUAGUUCUGCUGUUGGUGACAAGUCAGAAGUUGAAAUUUCAGAUGAUCUGCUGAUUACAACUGCUGAUGACCAUCUUUUUCAUUUGGUAGACUUUUCUUAUCCAGAUUUGUUACAAGCCAUUCCAGAUUACAUGUAUUUACAGAGUAGGGCAAUUUUCACCCCGCUUGAGAGUGUCGAGAAGGUAAACAAUUUCAUUUUGACAAUCUUCUCAGGGAUCGAAAAGGAGUGUCUAAGUUCUAACACAACAUGUCAAGUUGAUAAGAAUGAAGAUGUGCAACAAGAGUGGUUCACACCAAAGUUCCUAAAUGAAAUCAAAUGUUCGGAACUACCCAACCACAAGUUGACUUUGAAGCCUGGAAUCUCUAUAAUGCUACUGCGAAACAUGGACCAGACUUUAGGUUUAUGCAACGAGACAAAGUUAAUAGUUAAUGAACUUGGCAAUAACGUAAUUGGAGCGACGGUAGUGACCGGUAGAAAUAUUGACGACAAAGUGUACAUUUCGAGAAUGAACUUGGUUCCUUCAGAUUCAGGAUUGCCAUUUAAGUUUCAACGGAGACAAUUUCUAUAA